AUGUCAAGUAGGUUACAGGAGGGCACUCUGAUGCAGAGAGAUAGAGUGGAGGUUGCCAACCUGAAUAAGAUUAUAAAGGCCGCCCUACCAAACAUUAAUUACUUGUCUACUGUGGUUACAACCAGGUCUACACAGCAGACGAAGAGGGUAUUCUUACUGCUUUUUCCUACCACUGUCUACAUGAUCCAACUGGCUAUUAAUUUAAAGAUUUUUUCCAAAAAGAUUGUCGAUGCAGUACAAAAGCGUGAACAGGAGAAAUUGAUUCUUACUCUCUUGUCCAUUGUUCUUAUGAUCGUCCCCUUCGAAUUUGGGGCAGUUUUCGGUGUUGUGUUCAGCGGUAUUGCCUGGGGCAAGGUGGUCUUGACGGUCCACGACAUCAUCAAAGGGUCCUGCACCUGCGCCCUACACCAUUCUGGCCAUGCUGGUCGCCCGAUGGGGUUGCCAUUUAAGGGCGAGCGGACGGACGGCCUUCGGGCAAGCUGGGACACACACGGACAGCUCUGA
Colletotrichum destructivum is the source of this 504-nucleotide messenger RNA. RefSeq lists its product as uncharacterized. Lineage: Eukaryota; Fungi; Ascomycota; Sordariomycetes; Glomerellales; Glomerellaceae. Bases 1 to 504 code for a protein of 167 amino acids. The transcript has 3 exons. The record is from RefSeq and is a predicted model, not a curated record.